UUGCUUCUCUCCAAGUGCUUUUUGAUGUCUGACUUUGCCGACGACGACGACGUCUUUGAAGACGCGCAAGACCUCGUUGAGGAAUCACCUGCUGAUGUCCAUGCUGCUGCUCCUGUCGAGCCCAGCCCAGCGGCUCCAGCGACUCCAGCGACUGAGGCUGACGACGAGGCUGACGAGGCAGUUUCAGAAGUCGUCGCGACAGUGCACAGCACACCUGCUCCAGCAGCCACUGCCACCGCACAGGUUGAAGAAACUCAUUCUGCGACUGUCGCACAAGAGCCGUCGCAGCCAGAGCCAGGGCCAGCAGCCGUCAGCGUCGACGCACAGCCUGCCCAGCAUGAGCCAGCACCGAGUCCUCCUCCUCCUGCUGCUGCUGCUACUGCUGCUGCUGGUACUUCUACUCCUGCCACAGUCGCUGAAUCAAACUCUCAAACUCCCACCGAGUCAAUCGUGGCACCGAGCUCCGAGCCAGAGACAGCGCCCGCUGCACCCAAGGCGCUCAAGCAAGCAGAGCCGGUCUCGCCCGAGCCAACCCCGACCACCACUCAAGUCGCACCGACCGCUCAAAGCACUCCUUCGACUGUACCUGUCGAUGCACCCGAGCUGGCGGUCAAGCAAGCUGCUCCUCAAGAACGUGCCUCAAAGCAAGCCGAGCCAAUUCAGACUGCUCAAAACACUCCUCCGACUGUGCCUGUCGCUGCACCUGCACCAGCACCAGCACCAGCACCCGCCGCCGCUUCGAACAACGCUGGCUGGGGCAGCUGGGGCAGCUGGGGAAGUGUGUGGUCUGCCGCCGCUGCUACGGUCACCUCCGUCACCGAGACUGCGACGAACCUCAGUGGAAACAUUUCCAAAAUCACCCGCGAGGCCAUUGAGAGCGUAGAGGGCUCGCUCAACAUUCCCACGCCCGAGCAAAUGAGCCGAAUGGCGGAGGACACUUCGUCGAACAGUGCUAGUUCGGCGCCGCCUGCUGCCACGCCAUCAACAAGCAGCCCAGCGCCUGAGCCAACUCCAGCCAAGGUUGCGACCCCUGUAGCAGAGCAGUCCACCGCGUCACCGUCGGCGGCAAGCUCUUCCAGCUUGUUUGGCGGCUGGGGCCUUGGAUCGGUGCUGGAAAAGGUGAAAACAGUGGUGCCAGUCGACACCACCGGCCUGGAGGCGCUGGGGCAGAACGUCAUGUCGCACGGCUUGGUUGCUCUUGAAACCAUCGGCAAGCGAACCAUCGACGCCAUCACGGAACAAGGUGGGGAGGGCGCCUCUGUGCGUUUGCGUGUCCCAGGCGCAGGCCCUCGCCCGACCCUGUCCCAGCUGCUGCGCGACAGACGUGCCGAGUCCGACGGCCUUGCCGGAGGUCUUGCUUCCGCGCAACAACAAAAAGCAGCCGCGCUCGUGUCCCUCAGUGCCAUGCUCGACAAGUACCAGGGCCUGGUGCAUCUUGAAGCGUUGGAAAUGCUGACGACAAACUGCACCGUCAAGGUUCAAGCGGCCCAGACUGGAUUGGCUUCGCAACAGCUGCUCGAAGCGCACUCCAAGCUGGACCGGAUCCGGAUGGUGUUGGAUCUUGGCGAGGAGUUGACAGAUUCGAGUGCCAUUGUCUAUUCCGCUGACAAGUUCCUCGAGGAGGCCACAGCUCUGAUCGAAAAGCUUGGAUACGAUCGCAAUGCCACUCUGGUUCACCGCCUUGCAGACGCUCAAGAAGCCAUCUUUGGAGAGCUUCGCGAUGUUCUUGAUGAGGAUGUGCCCAACGCCGUUUCUGUUUUCCAGAUCUCUUCACUCACAUCCGAGCUUCAUCAACAAACAAUCGACGCCAUCGCCCGCAUCACAUCGUUGGCGCUCGAACACAUCCGCAAGCUCGGAGAAAGCUUGCUGUUGCAGCGUCUCGAGAAGGAGCGACAAGUGUCGACCGAACGCGCAUUUGCCAACGCUGCCAUGGCUCGCAAUCUCGUUGCCCUCUUCCGCGAGCAUUUGGUUUCCGCUCAACAGCAGCACUCGUCUGGUCUUGCGACGCUUGCCAGGGCUGCAUCUGAAGCCGCUGGCGAUAACAAGGAUGUCCAACAGCAAGUGGCGACUGUUCAAAACAGCGUGCAGACCGAAGCUCAGGAUGCUACGUCCUACUUGCACGACGCGCUGUUGUUGCUCGUGCCAAUGUUUCAGUUGCACAUCACAGACGGCAUGGCUGCGACGUCUCCCGAAUCGCCAUUGCUUUAAAAGUCCUUCUUCUCCAAAACCAUAUUUUCUUCUUUGAUUGGAGCAGCAACAAACAAAACCCCGUGCGAUUCAUUCACCAUCAAUAUAUUUUAUUCCUCUCCAACA
Molecule: messenger RNA, 2313 nt
Organism: Capsaspora owczarzaki ATCC 30864
Lineage: Eukaryota; Filasterea; Ministeriida; Capsasporidae
Exons: 5
Coding region: 25-2208 (727 amino acids)
Source: RefSeq, a predicted model, not a curated record